This is a messenger RNA of Geodia barretti, 1491 nucleotides long. The record is from the annotation of a GenBank genome assembly. Lineage: Eukaryota; Metazoa; Porifera; Demospongiae; Tetractinellida; Geodiidae.
AAGCGCGCGUCUACGACGUGGCGCGCGAGACACCGCUUGAGCUUGCGCCGAAACUCUCCUCCCGGCUCGGCAGCGAGGUAUGGCUCAAGCGCGAGGACCUUCAGCCGGUCUUCUCGUUCAAGCUGCGCGGCGCCUACAACAAGCUCGCGUCGCUCACGCCUGAGGAACGCGCGCGGGGGGUCAUCGCGUCGUCGGCCGGCAAUCAUGCGCAGGGCGUGGCGCUUGCGCGCGCACGGCUCGGCGCUCGCGCGCUCAUCGUCAUGCCGGAGACGGCGCCCCGCAUCAAGGUGGACGCGGUCGAGCGGCUGGGCGCCGAGGUGCUCCUCGCGGGCGAUACGUACUGACGGCGCGAGAGAGCGGGCGGAGGCCCUCGCCGCCGAGCGCGGGAUGGUCCUUAUCCCCCCCUAUGACGACGAGCACGUCAUCGCAGGCCAGGGCACGGUGGCGAUGGAGAUCGUGCGCCAGCAGGGCGAGGCCUUCGACGCGAUCUUCGUGAGCGUGGGCGGCGGCGGGCCUCAUCGCCGGCAUCGCCGCUUACAUCAAGGCGCUGUGGCCGAGACGCGCAUCAUCGGUGUCGAGCCACAGGACGCGCCGACCCUGCACGCAGCGCUCGCGGCGGGCGAGAGGGUCGUCCUGGAGCAGGUCGGCACCUUUGCCGACGGCGUGGCGGUGAAGCAGAUCGGGGCCGAGCCCUUCCGCAUCGCACGCGAAUGCAUCGAUGAGGUGGUGCUCGUCUCGACCGACGAAAUCUGCGCGGCGAUCAAGGACAUCUUCGAGGACACCCGGGCGAUCGCCGAGCCCGCAGGCGCACUCGCGGUCGCAGGGCUCAAGCGCUACGUCGAGCGGGAAGGCAUAGCGGAUGGCCGGCGCUUUGCCGCCAUCGUGAGCGGCGCGAACGUCAACUUCGACCGCCUCCGCCAUAUCGCCCAGCGGGCCCAGCUUGGCGAGCAACGGGAGAUCCUGCUCGCGGUCACCAUCCCCGAGCGCCCCGGCAGCCUGCUCCGGUUCUGCGAGCUUAUCGGCAAGCGCUCGAUCACCGAGUUCAACUAUCGCUAUGCCGACGACGCGGACGCGCACAUCUUCGUGGGCGUGGAGAUCAGCGGUACCGGGGCAGACGGGCAGUCCCUCGUGGAUUCGCUGGAGCGCGACGGCUAUCCGGUGCUCGACCUGACCGACAACGAGAUGGCCAAGCUCCACGUGCGCUACAUGGUGGGCGGCCAUGCGCCGGGGGAGCUCGACGAAGUCCUCUAUCGCUUCGACUUUCCGGAGCGUCCGGGCGCCCUGAUGCACUUCCUCACCCAGAUGGGACGCAAGCCCUGGAACAUCAGCAUGUUCCACUACCGCAACCACGGCUCGGACUACGGCCGGGUGCUGAUCGGCCUGCAGGUACCGCAGGACGAACGCGGGAAAUUCCGGUUGUUUCUCGAGCAGGUGGGCUACGACUACCGCGAGGAGACCGCCAAUCCCGCGUACCGCCUGUUCCUGCGGUGA